Messenger RNA from Pieris napi, 5768 nucleotides. RefSeq names its product membrane-bound transcription factor site-1 protease (gene S1P). Lineage: Eukaryota; Metazoa; Arthropoda; Insecta; Lepidoptera; Pieridae. Gene Ontology annotation, biological process: proteolysis. The record is from RefSeq and is a predicted model, not a curated record. Gene Ontology annotation, cellular component: Golgi apparatus. Bases 423 to 3539 code for a protein of 1038 amino acids. The transcript has 20 exons. Gene Ontology annotation, molecular function: serine-type endopeptidase activity.
UCACAGAUUACAAUAUAACUUGGCUUUGACUUUUGAUGUUUACAUCUUAAGACUUCGUACUUCGUAAAUCCGCAUCUAAACUCUAAUUUAAAAACUACAUUCAUUUAUUACUGUUCAGUGCUAUUAUUUCAACUGAGUUUAUUUCAGGGUUCAGAUGACCAUAAAUAUAAUUCAAGUUUAAUUACAUUUAAACACACAACAGAUGAAUUCUCAAGCCUUAGCCGUUGGCUACAUCGCUCCAGAAUAGUUUAAGUCCCUUGAUGACAUUGCGAUAAGUGCAUCAAUUACUUUAAUUACUUAAUGUUACUGUAAAGAACGCUGCGUCGCCAUUGUAAUAAUGAAUAAAUAAUCAAGUCUAUCUGCUGUUUUGUUUGACAAAUCCCUAGUACAAAUCAUGUUAUAACUGUGUACUUGAGUCAGAUAUGGGAUUAACCCAAUUCCUGCUUUGCGCGGCCCUGGGAUGCAUAGCAUUAGCCUUAUGCAUAAAUGGAGAGAAAGACAAUGCUAUUAGUUGUAAUAGUACAAAUCAAGAAUUUGUAGAAUAUCAGUUCACAACUGAUGUUGUGCGAAGUGAGCACAUAGUUACAUUUACUGGUUAUUUUUCUAAAUUAUCUAGAGAAAACUAUAUUACAGCUGCACUUAAGAAUUCAGGAAUAAAAAAUUGGACUAUCUUGGAGAGAAAAAAUGCAGCUAUAGAAUUCCCUAGUGACUUUGAAGUUAUUGUACUUAAUGAAGAUCAAAAUCUGGCUAUAAAAUCACUCGGUGAUCACCCUGCCAUACGACGAAUCACAGCCCAACGACAAGUACAGCGCACUAUAAAGUACAUCAAAGAGGAUGACUGUGGAUCACCAGAAUGUCUCUACUCUGGCUGGAGAAGUCAAAGUAUCAAGGGGCAAGCUUUACACUCUCUUAGAAAGUUGCAAGAAAAUGAUGGCUACUCCUCUCGAAAGCUGUUAAGAACUGUACCACGACAGAUAACGUCAGUAUUGAAAGCAGAUGUGUUGUGGUCCCUCGGUGUAACAGGUGAAGGCAUCAAAGUUGCAGUAUUCGAUACCGGGCUGUCACGUAAUCACCCACAUUUUGGUCAUAUACGUGAACGUACCGAUUGGACCGGGGAGAAAACGCUAGAUGAUGCCUUGGGGCAUGGGACGUUUGUUGCUGGAGUCAUCGCUUCAAGAGCAGACUGCCUUGGAUUCGCGCCUGAUGCUGAAUUGCAUAUAUUUCGCGUUUUUACUGAUAACCAGGUGUCCUAUACAUCAUGGUUCCUCGAUGCAUUUAAUUAUGCAAUUAUGAAGAAAAUUGACGUCCUAAAUCUAAGUAUAGGUGGACCAGAUUUUAUGGAUCACCCAUUUGUUGAUAAAGUAUGGGAAUUGACUGCAAAUAAGGUGAUUAUGGUAUCAGCGAUUGGUAAUGAUGGACCGUUGUAUGGUACAUUGAAUAAUCCAGCUGAUCAAAUGGAUGUUAUCGGCGUGGGUGGCAUCGGGUUCGAUGACCGCAUAGCAAAGUUCUCCUCAAGAGGGAUGACUACGUGGGAGUUGCCACAUGGUUAUGGCCGCGUUAAACCCGACAUAGUGACGUAUGGGAGUGGAGUCCGUGGGUCUAGCGUGAAUGGAGGCUGCCGGUCUCUUAGUGGUACAUCAGUAGCAUCGCCAGUUGUAGCCGGUGCAAUAGCCUUAUUAGCUAGUGGUGUGCCGAGACAGAACCUAACGCCAGCUUCUGUCAAACAAGCCUUGUGCAUAACCGCUCGGAGACUGGUAGGGCCUAACAUGUUCGAGCAAGGACACGGGAAAUUGGACCUUAUUAGCGCCUAUCAGUUUCUUCGUGAAUACGAGCCUCAAGCUAGUCUCAGUCCGCCAUACAUUGAUCUAACGGAAUGCACGUACAUGUGGCCGUAUUGCACCCAGCCGUUGUACUACAGUGCUCAGCCAACGAUUGUCAAUGUCACUAUUAUAAAUGGCCUUGGAGUAGCUGGAGAGGUGAAACUUGUAAAGUGGCACCCACAUUUGCCGAACGGUCUAAUAUUGUCGGUGUCGGUGGAUUAUAUUGAUAUCAUUUGGCCUUACUCCGGUUGGCUGGCCUUAAGGUUCACUGUGUUGGAAAGUGGGGCUGAUUUUGAUGGAAUUGUUGAAGGACAUGUGAACAUUACAAUUGAAAGUUUUGACGAGUCGUUUCGGCAAAAGACGAGGAAUACAACUCUGAUGCUACCAGUACGUGGGCGUGUUAUCCCGGUACCGGUUCGAUCGCGUCGUCUCCUAUGGGACCAAUUCCAUAGCCUCCGAUAUCCGGGCGGCUAUUUCCCAAGAGACGAUUUAAGGGCAAAACACGACCCGCUCGACUGGCACGCCGAUCAUAUACACACAAACUUUAGAGAUAUGUAUCGAAGACUCCGGGAGCACGGAUAUUAUGUUGAAGUUAUGGGUUCUCCCCUCACGUGUGUUAAUACGUCGUUGUACGGUGCCCUCAUGUUGGUAGACCCGGAAGACGAAUAUUUCCCAGAGGAGAUGGCGACUCUGAAGAAGGCGGUGGAUUCAGGGUUAUCGCUCGUUGUAUUUGCGGAUUGGUAUAAUGCGUCUUUACUACGGCACGUCAAGUUUUACGACGAAAAUACGAGGCAAUGGUGGAUACCAGAAACGGGUGGUGCCAAUGUACCAGCGCUGAAUGACUUAUUAAGCAUGUUCCAGGUGGCGUUGGGUGAUCGAGUGUUCGAAGGUACUUUUACUCUGGGCGGUCAUGCAAUGUACUACGCGAGUGGUACACACAUACACAGCUUUCCCGAACAUGGCGUGCUCGUCAAUGCUCACUUGGUCGAUCAGGGACAGCAGAUAAUGUCUGGGGGCAAAGCUAGUGGUGGGAGUGGUUCAAAUAAAUCCCCAACAGUUGAUGUACCAAUUUUGGGUCUACUACAGACAGACGGAGAAGCCAAAGAUUAUACCAAUAACACUAUUAAUAAAGUGCCCAAGGCGGGUAGACUAGUCGUAUACGGUGACUCGUCUUGCCUUGAAAGUGGGGCUGGGCGACCCUGCCAUUGGUUGCUGUUAGCUGCUUUGCAAUACGCGCUUGGAGGUCACGUUCCUUCAGCGCUUAAGGAAGCUGCUUCGAAGCAUCGAGACGUGCAUAUUAUACCUUCUGAGUUACCACAGCGAUCAGAAGGCGGUCGCUUGCACGCGUACUCGCGCGUAUUAUUACCUGACGGUAGCGGUACGCGUACGUUACCCGAAUGCGUGCGUGACGUUCCGCUGUCACCCGCGCCCGUACAAGCUCCGCCCGCCGCACGCACUUUGGCCCCACGACAUCAUCCUACUGAUCCACGCAGCAUUGGUGCGCCAGAAACAGAAGGCACAGAGCCAGCGCCUAGGGCCUGGCGUGGGGCUGGCGUAGCUCCGACGAAAGUCCUAUCUGAUAUCGAGCAACAAUCGAGUUAUAGCAAUCGAGCCCUAACUGUCAUCGCAAUAGGAGGCAUAAUCUAUUGCACAGUUAUCUUUUGGAAGAGAUACGGACGUAAAAUGAAACGACGGAAAUUAAUUUCUUUGGCUACUUAGGUAAAUUUUAAUAUUUGAAUUCGAAUCAAAAACCAGUCAAUUUUAUUUCCGCAGAAAAAAUCUAAGUUUUAUUGAAGAAUGCAUGUAAUUGCGAACACAAUUAAAAUGUUUUUAUACUAAAUGUGUAGACUUUGUAAUGUAUACUACUUUUUUUUUUAGUGUUACACCUGAAUGUUUUUUAAACAGGUUUUUUUGUUAUUUAUCGCAAUACAGUACUCUCGUUAAUUUGAACUUCCCUUGAAAAUACUUGAUAAAUUACUGGCCUACAUGUGAUAAUUUGAAGUCAGGGAUUCCCUACUCUCUAUAAUUUCAAGUAUUUAGCAUGGACAGACGUCGCUGUCGUUUGUUUUUAAAAUUCUUUGAACAUUGAUAGACUGAAGUCGCUCACUCAAAAAAGCUAACGGACUUUUUUUCGAAACUAAAAUUUGUUAAUAAUUUUAGUAUUACGGUAUUUUAUUAUUAAUAAUUAGAAAUAAUAAAUCGAAUCUUUAUUCGCUUAUUAUUUUCAGCUCUUGUUAAUGUGAAAUUUAUCUCUGGUCGCUAAGUCUCAAAUUAUCGAGAGUCGACUGUGAUUUCUUUAUUUAUUUUAAAUUACUACAAUCAAAUGAUGCUACAAUAACUUAUUCGACAGAGUAUUAUAAUGAGAUUUCUUAUACAUAGUUGUUCCUGUAUGAAUAAAUUUAUCAACUGUUUUAAGUUGAUUUAUACAUUAUUUAAAACAUGUUUUUAUACGUUAAUCUACUGCGUACCAGUGAAUAUAAAUAACAUCUAAAUUAUACACUUUUUAUGCAAUGUAUCCCGUAUAUUAGAUAUCAACUUUUGUAGGGCACAUAAGUUGGUAAAUAGAAGAUCAGGCUCUAUACUAUGUAUUAAGUAAUAUUUGUUAUACAUAAGACUUAGUCAAAUGUAUGUAGUAGCUAAGGUGAUAGUAGCCAUGCUUUUAGCGAAUCACUACUAUUGUAAUUUUUUGUGAUGGAAUUUGUCCGUUCAGAGGAAUUGUUCAGCAGCUGAGUUUGAUAUUAGGACCGGGUGGAAUUACCAUCUUUAUGUGGACCCAGCUGCUGAAAGUAUUUCCGAACUAUUCGACUUCGGGUCUUUCAAGAAUAGAACGUUCCAAAAGUUAAAUGCCGGCAACGAUCUCGCCAUAGGAUGCUUAACAUGAAGUGUGGCUCGUGCCCGUUUGCCACCAUUUGUAUAAAAAACCUUAAGUAUUAGUUACCAUACAAUUAUUUCUUGUUAUUGGACGUACAUUUACACUAAUUACCUAGCUUAAUUAGGUUUAGAUAAUUAUUGUUAAUCUUAUGAAACUAUAAAAGUUUAUUUCUCCACAAAUAAUGUUAAUGCAUUUUUUCAUCUGUCGACCGACGAAAGUAGGUAAAACACUAUGUAGAGGCCUCACCAUCAUGUAUUGCGUAAUUUAUAAUUAUUAAAGUGUAAGAUGUUUAAUGCAAUUUAAAUUUUCAUAAGUAGUUCAUUGCUAAUAAAUAAUAUUUUUAUUUCAGUUCUCAAGCCUAUCACGAAUUAGUUUAGCAAAAUAUUCCAUUUGUCAAAAUACUUGAUAAUACCUAUAUUCGCAGACGUUUAUGGUAUAUUAAAGUCUAAAUGUAAGCUAGAUUUUGACAUACGGGAGUAAUAAUUUGUGCUAAGUCUCGAUUUUGAAACUUUACCCAUAGUUGGGACUUAAAAUGUAAAAUUCUGAAGUAUGUUUAAGAAGGAACACUUUACUAUCACGUAACAGAGGAGAAUUAGGAUUUUAUCGUAACUAAGAUAGGCUUACGUUGGAAUUUCUAAUCUAUGGGGCUUAGAAUUUACUGAGCGUAGGACAAGAGCUUUGUAAAAAAUUCUUCCUACGUAUAGACUUUUUGACAGGAGAGAAAAUGCACUGCAACUUGUUUAGGCGGCCACCAAUAAUGAUUUGAAGUGAGAACAGCGAGCUUAGUAUCUAGACACAUUUUUCAUAUAAUAAUGGAUUUGGACUUUGUACUUUUACAAUGACUAUUAUAAAUGAGAUAAAAAUAUUGAUUAUUUUCUAAAUUCCGGUGUCAUGGAGAAUUUCCAUCUUACGAUUUUUUUAAGAUGAUAUUUCCUUUGUGAUGUUAAUUAGCACAAAGAUUGUUAUUUAAUGUCAACGUUUCUAGUGAAGUGUAAAUACGUUAAGAAAGCAUUUGUGUAUAAAAGACUCGACCACGUGAGCAUUAUUUUGAAAAUAAAGUAUAUAAGAAAUAAAGU